Molecule: messenger RNA, 3417 nt
Organism: Ornithorhynchus anatinus (platypus)
Lineage: Eukaryota; Metazoa; Chordata; Mammalia; Monotremata; Ornithorhynchidae
Gene: RGS14
Product: regulator of G protein signaling 14
Exons: 15
Coding region: 171-1997 (608 amino acids)
Biological process (GO): signal transduction; regulation of G protein-coupled receptor signaling pathway
Molecular function (GO): GTPase activator activity; G-protein alpha-subunit binding; microtubule binding
Source: RefSeq, a predicted model, not a curated record
ACUUCCUGUGGCAGAGAAAAGAGGUAGUGAGCGCAGGAUGUGAGGGAUGUGAACCCAGCCGCUCCCCACUCCGCCAGUCGGCUCAGCCACCCGCCCUCUGCCCCCUGCCCUCCUGCUGGCCGCCGGGCCCAUGCGCCCUGGCACCACCGCCUGGGGUCUGCCACAGAGGGAUGCCGGGAAAGGCCAAGCACCUGGGGGUCCCCAACGGCCGGAUGGUCGUGGCUGUCUCGGAUGGAGAGCUGAACAGUGCGGGGGCGGCGGCGGGGGCGGCGGGGGUCGCGGAGGAGGAGGGCCGGGGGAGCACCCUUAGCAUCCAGAGCCUGCCCAGUGCCCCCAGCCGUCCCUUCGCCGCUGACCAGUCCGUGGCCAGCUGGGCCCAGUCCUUCGAGAGGCUCCUCCAGGACCGGCUGGGCCUCGCCUACUUCACCGAGUUCCUGAAGAAGGAGUUCAGCGCAGAGAAUGUCAGCUUCUGGCAGGCCUGUGAGCGGUUCCAGCAGAUCCCCGCCAGCGACACCCAGCAGCUGGCCCAGGAGGCCCGGAGCAUCUACGAAGAGUUCCUGUCCAGCCAGGCCCUCAGCCCCGUCAACAUCGAUCGCCAGGCGUGGCUGGGCGAGGAAGUACUAGCCGCCCCCAGCCCCGGCAUGUUCCGCCUGCAGCAGCUGCAGAUCUUCAACCUGAUGAAGUUUGACAGCUACGCCCGUUUUGUCAAGUCCCCCCUCUACCACCAAUGUCUCCUGGCAGAGUCCGAGGGACGACCCCUCGGGGACCCCGGAGCCCCCAGCCCCGGCAGCCCCAACACCACUUUCCGCAAGAAGCCAAAACUGAAGCCGGGGAAGUCACUGCCCCUGGGUGUCGAGGAGCUGGGGCAGCUGCCCACGGGCGAUGCCCCCGGCGCCCGUAUGGCCAGGAAAUCCUUCCGCCGGGGCGACCUCAAGGAGGCCUGGACAGAGCAGGGGAGCCUCAACGGGAACCCCGCUUUGCGCCGAGAGUCCCAGGGUUCCCUCAACUCUUCGGCCAGCCUGGACCUCGGCUUCCUCGCCUUUGUCAGCGGCAAACCCGAGGGCCUGGGUCACCGGAAGAGCCUGGGGAGCAGUGAGGGGGAGGGGGAGGGCCGGCCGGGCCGCUAUUGCUGUGUGUACCUGCCCGAUGGCACCGCCUCUCUGGCCAGUGUGCGGCCUGACCUCUCCAUCCGUGCCAUGCUCACCGGCAUCUGCGAGAAACGUGGGCUCUCCCUGCCUGACGUGAAGGUCUACCUGAUGGGCAAUGAGCAGAAGGCCCUAGUCUUGGACCAGGAGAGCAUGGUGCUGGCCGACAAGCAGGUGAAGCUGGAGAACCGAAUCAGCUUUGACCUGGAGAUCUCUGCGCUGGGGAAGACGGUGAGGAUCUCGUCCAAACCGGCCAAGCGUCUGCGGGAGGUGCUCCAGCCCUUCCUGGGGAAGUAUCAGCUCAGCCUCCAGCAGGUCAAGCUGCACCUGGAGGGAGAGAAGCGCGCCUUGGAUCUGGAGAAGCCGGUUACCUCGGUGGCCUCCCAGAGGGUGAUUCUGGACACUAUCCCAGGUGUGAAGGUGACAGCGGCAGCAGUCGAAGACUUCAGCUUUCAGACCAAGGCCCAGGGAGGCGCCUCCAGACCAGAAGAGCAGCCGGCCUCGCUGUCCUCCCUGCUCACCAACUCGCUGGCCGAGGGACCCAGGGGCCUGGCUGGAAAGCGCAGGACUUGUGACAUUGAAGGUCUGGUGGAGCUGCUGAACCGGGUGCAGAGCUGCAGAGCCAAUGACCAGCGGGGGCUGCUCCGCAAGGAGGACCUGGUACUCCCCGACUUCCUGCAGCUGCCCAGCCUCGGCCGGGAGGAGCCCCCCACUGCCCCCGCCCACCCACCGUCGCCACCAUGCCCAGCACAGACUGAGCCCCAGGCUCCACCUCCGGGGACCUCAAUGGACGCCGCUGCCAGUCAAGCCACGGGCACAGCCCCAAUCCAGGGGGAUUCCUCUGCCCUCUGACCCUUCCUCAACCCAGAACCUCCUCCUUGGCUCAUCUCCCCCCCUGCAACCCGGGCAUUGGGCCUGUGAUGCUUCUAUCUGCUUGGGUAGCUGCAUGGCUCCACCCCAAGCCUAGGGCUGUGCCCAGGGCAGUGCCCCCACGGGGCUGGGGUGUGCACGCAGGUGUUGGCAUGUGCUUCCAGAGGGGGCGAGCAUGUGCUCUCGUGUCUAUCUGUGCAUGGUCCCGUGAGUGUGCUGGGCCCCUGACCAGUCUCCCCCAGUGCCCCCAGCCCCGACCCCUCCCCAGCCCCCCUAAACACACCACCAGGAGACAGUGUCAGAACCCUUUGAUUCCCUCUCCCUGCCCACCCCUCACACCCACCACCCUCCACGUGUCACCCACUCCAGCAACUCCCUUCUAGGUCGCCUUAGGGACAGGGGUCACCCAUCAGGGCCCAGGGGGUGGGCUGGGCCCCAAUCUCCAACCCCCAGCAAAGGGGUUGGGGCAGGGGCAAGGAGAAUGGGCCCCUGAAAGAGAGCAGGCUGGGAAGAGCAGGGGGUGGGCAGGAGGGAAGGAGGACACGUGUGAGAAGUUGGCACAGGCCCUCGGAGUUGCACAGGAACUUCCGCACGGUGAGGUGCCUCCCUCUGGGCACAGUCAAGGCUGGGUUGAGGGCCCCAAGACUUGAUGCCCUCCUGAGAACAGGGACAAUUUUGGCAAUGCCAGUUGCCCCCUGGGCCUCUCCUGCUCUCUUCCAGUAUGCCUCAGCCCCAGGGGGUGGGGGUAGGGGAGAACCCCACCCUCUGAGCAGCACAGUCAGCCUCUGGCACGUGGUCAGCAGGAUGGGGUCACUGCCUGGCAUGUGAUAUUUGCUUGGUUCUCUUGGGGGAGUUUGUCACGAGGGUCCUUCCUUGGACAUCCUGGCUUUACUCCCGCUCCCACUCCCUCCACUCCCAUCCUGUUCCUUUCCCUCAUAGGCACUGUAGGCACCUCCCUGUCUGGACAGCUUGGUUUCACCUGAGGGAGCAGGACCAUGGAGGGUUUAGAUGAGGGCCAAGCCCAUCACUAUACACACUGUAAUUAUGUAGUUUGUGAGCAGCUUGGAGAGAGAUGGGAGUUGGAUGGAGAUACCGUUAUCAUAAUAAUUAUCAUAGAGUCCAGCAGUGUGGUGCUGUGUUUGUGAAUCCCAGCUGGGUGGACAGGGACGCAUUAAGAUGGGCCCUGGGGCCCGGGAAGACUGGGAGACCCCAACCUAAGGUUCUCCCCCUCCUGUGGCCCCCCAUCUCCCCAGCUCCACGGCUUUAGCCAUAAGGCCACUGACACCGUCAGAAUAAUGACAAUGGUGGCAUUUGUUAAGCUCUUAGUAUGUAUCAAGCACUGAGGUAGAUACAAAACAAUCAGACCAGAAACAGUCUCUGUCUCACAGGCAGCUCGUAGUCU